Molecule: messenger RNA, 1848 nt
Organism: Populus trichocarpa (black cottonwood)
Lineage: Eukaryota; Viridiplantae; Streptophyta; Magnoliopsida; Malpighiales; Salicaceae
Product: cytochrome P450 726A27
Exons: 3
Coding region: 228-1742 (504 amino acids)
Molecular function (GO): iron ion binding; oxidoreductase activity, acting on paired donors, with incorporation or reduction of molecular oxygen; monooxygenase activity
Source: RefSeq, a predicted model, not a curated record
AACUGAAAAACCCACACCCACACACUGCGUUCGCAAACAGUCCAGCCAAAACCAUAGGGAAUUCCCUUGUCCCACUUUUCCUCCCCUGUUCCAGCAAAAAACACCAUUUCUCCUCCCCUACAGCACCUAGUACACCACACGAGAACACCACCAGCAUCCUAUUCCAGCCAAAAACAACAAUCAGAGACCCUGUCACUAAUUAAUAUUUGUUUUUCAGAAUAGAGCAAAUGUUGAUCUCCCUCCCCGUUUUUUUAACCAUCCUUCUCGUUAUCUCCAUUUUAUGGACAUGGACGAAAUUUAUCAAAAGCAACAAGUCAAGUUCAAAUCCACCUCCUGGGCCAUGGAAAUUACCCUUUAUUGGAAACCUUCACCAGCUAGUUCACCCUCUGCCCCAUCAUCGCCUAAGGGACUUGGCCAAGAAAUUUGGACCUGUCAUGCAACUUCAAGUUGGUGAAGUUUCCACUGUCAUUAUUUCUUCAUCAGAAGCAGCGAAAGAAGUGAUGAAAACCCAUGAAAUCAACUUUGUUGAAAGACCUCAUCUCCUAGCUGCAAGCGUCCUGUUCUACAACCGUAAAGACAUUGCAUUUGCGCCGUAUGGCGAAUAUUGGAGACAACUAAGAAAAAUCUCCAUAUUAGAGCUUCUUUCGGCAAAACGUGUACGAUCAUUCAAAUCUAUCAGGGAAGAAGAGGUAUCUAAUUUUAUUGCUUCCAUUUAUUCAAAAGAGGGGUCUCCAAUCAACCUUAGUAGGAUGAUAUUUUCUUUAGAAAAUAGCAUCACUGCGAGAACAAGCAUUGGUAACAAAUGCAAAAACCACGAAGGUUUCUUACCAAUUGUUGAGGAAUUGGCGGAGGCACUUGGAGGUUUUAAUAUGAUAGAUAUAUUCCCUUCCUCCAAAUUUAUUUACAUGGUCAGUCGGGUCAGGUCUAGACUCGAAAGGAUGCAUAGAGAAGCAGAUGAGAUACUUGAAAGCAUCAUCUCCGAGCGUAGAGCCAACUCCGCUUUAGCGUCAAAGAUGGACAAGAACGAAGAGGAUGAUCUUCUCGGUGUUCUUUUGAAUCUCCAAGACCAUGGAAACCUUGAAUUCCAAUUAACAACAAGCGCUAUCAAAGCUAUCAUCCUGGGAAUGUUCAGCGGUGGAGGUGACACUUCGUCAACAGCUUUAGAGUGGGCAAUGUCAGAAUUGGUAAAGAACCCGAGAGUAAUGGAAAAGGCACAAAAAGAAGUGAGACAAGUCUUCAAUGAUAUUGGAACUAUUCCUGACGAAGCAAGCCUUCAUGAUUUAAAAUUCUUGAAGUUGAUUAUCAAAGAAACUCUAAGAUUACAUCCUUCUGGACCAUUGAUUCCAAGAGAGUGUAGGAAGAGAUGUAAUGUUAAUGGAUACGACAUCCACGUCAAAAGUAAAGUAUUGAUUAACGCAUGGGCAAUUGGAAGAGAUCCUAAUUAUUGGAAUGAACCUGAGAGAUUCUAUCCAGACAGAUUCAUCAAUGUUUCGACUGAUUUUAAGGGUAGCGACUUCGAAUUCAUCCCAUUUGGUGCUGGAAAGAGGAUGUGCCCUGGCAUGUUGUUUGCUAUAGCCAACAUUGAGUUUCCACUUGCGCAGAUGUUAUACCAUUUUGACUGGAAACCUGCUGAUGGAUUGAAACCUGAAGAUCUUGACAUGACUGAGUCUCUUGGUGGCACAGUUAAGAGAAAACGAGAUCUUAAGUUAAUUCCCAUUUCAUAUCGUUCACUCGUGGGAUAAAAACUGCUAAAUUAUUUUAGCGCUAAAAUAUAUAUUAUGAAAUAAAAGUUGUCUCAACUAUGAUUUUUAAUAUUCAUCUUAUGAUAUAUGAUAUAAUUUGUCAGAA